AUGGAUCCAGACGCGUUGGCAAAGGCAUUCGUAGAGCACUACUACUCCACCUUCGACACCAACCGAGGGGGCUUGGCCAAUCUCUACCAGGAGGGUUCCAUGCUCACCUUCGAAGGCCAGAAGAUCCAGGGCGCUUCCAACAUCGUCGCCAAGCUCACUUCCCUCCCUUUCCAGCAGUGCCACCACACCAUCUCCACCGUCGACUGCCAACCUUCCGGUGUCAACGCCGGCAUGCUCGUCUUCGUCAGCGGCAACCUCCAACUCGUCGGUGAACAACACACUCUCAAAUUCAGCCAGAUGUUCCAUUUGAUACCAACUCCCCAGGGAAGCUAUUAUGUGUUGAAUGACAUAUUCCGUUUGAACUAUGCAUGA
Molecule: messenger RNA, 372 nt
Organism: Sphenostylis stenocarpa
Lineage: Eukaryota; Viridiplantae; Streptophyta; Magnoliopsida; Fabales; Fabaceae
Source: the annotation of a GenBank genome assembly